AUGUAUUCUAUAAGAAGCCUGCCUACUGUCAGCUACAGGGUGAAAAGGGAAGGGGAUGGAGCUGAGGACAUGACACAAAUGGAAGAGCUUACUGAGGCAGUAGUAUUGAUAAACCUGAAGACUCGCUUUGAUCAAGCGCUUAUCUAUACAUACAUUGGCAGUAUUUUGGUGUCUGUGAAUCCAUACCAACUAUUUAACAUCUAUGGCACAGAUGUGGUUCUGCAGUACGAGGGCCAUGGCUUUGGAGAUAACCCACCUCAUCUCUUUGCCAUUGUAAACAUUGCCUACACUACAAUGAUGGACAUCAAGCGAAACCAGUGUGUCAUUAUCAGUGGGGAAAGUGGUUCUGGAAAGACAGAGGCGACCAAACUGGUUCUGAGGUACCUCACUGCUAUUCACCAUAAGAGGAACAUUACACAACAGGUACGUAUUCUCGAGGCAACUCCUCUGUUAGAGUCGUUUGGAAAUGCUAAGACGGUCCGAAAUGAUAACUCCAGUCGCUUUGGAAAAUUUGUGGAGAUCUUUUUGGAGGAAGGGGUGAUCAGUGGUGCCAUAACCUCGCAGUAUCUACUGGAGAAGUCCAGGAUCGUUUUUCAGGCCAAAGACGAGAGAAACUACCACAUCUUUUAUGAGAUGCUGGCUGGACUUCCUACGCACACGAAACGGGCCUUCUACCUACAGGAGGCUGAAACCUACUACUACCUGAACCAGGGUGGUAACUGUGAGAUCACUGGGAAGGAUGAUGGGGAGGACUUUAGGAGGCUACAGAGUGCCAUGGACAUUCUCCACUUCAGUCCUGAAGACCAGAGCAGCAUAUUCAGAGUGCUGUCAUCCAUACUGCACUUGGGCAAUGUCUUUUUCCAAAGAGUGGAGACAGAAGUGCAGGAGACAGCUGGUGUGGUGAGCACUCAAGAGAUUCGUGCAGUAGCCGAUCUGUUGCAGAUUUCCCCAGAGGGUCUGCAAAAAGCCAUCACCUUCAAAGUGACGGAGGCAAUGAGAGAGAAGAUAUACACUCCCCUCUCAGUAGAAAGUGCUGUGGAUGCCAGAGAUGCAGUUGCCAAGAUCCUUUAUUCCUUGCUCUUUCAAUGGCUGACAGAACGUAUCAAUGGGCGGGUCUACCCCAGGAACGAGGCGCUGUCCAUAUCUUUACUAGAUAUAUACGGGUUUGAGAGCUUGACGUUCAACAGCUUUGAGCAGCUCUGUAUCAACUAUGCUAAUGAGAGCCUGCAGUUCUUCUUCAGCAAAAUCAUUUUCAAACAGGAACAGGAGGAGUACAUUCGAGAGCAAAUCAACUGGAAAGAACUGUCCUUCACUGACAACCAGGCAUGCAUAGACCUUAUCGCUGCAAAGCCCCAUGGGAUACUCCGCAUCCUUGAUGACCAGAGCUGCUUUCCACAGGCCACUGACAACACCUUCCUUCAGAAGUGCCACUAUCAUCAUGGAAACAACCCCCUUUACUCCAAGCCAAAAAUGCCACUGCCAGAGUUCACUGUCUAUCACUAUGCUGGUCGUGUAACUUACCAGGUCCAUAAAUUCCUGGAUAAGAACUAUGAUCAGGUUCGGCAGGAAGUAUUGGAUCUGUUUAUGCAGAGCCAGAACCGAGUGAGUCAAUGUAUCCCCAUGUGCAACCCAUUUUUUGUCCGCUGCAUAAAGCCAAAUAAUAACAAGGAACCUGGUAUAUUUGACCCUGAGUUGGUUGCUACUCAGCUCAGAUAUUCAGGAAUCUUGGACACAAUCCGCAUCAGGAAGGAGGGCUAUCCAAUCAGAGUGCCGUUCCAUAAAUUCUUAAACAGGUACAAAGCCCUGCUAGGAAUGAAGAAGCCGCCACCUCCAGAUGGAGAUAACUGUGUCAUUAUGUUAAUGAAGCUCUGCCCAAUCAACAAAGGAGAUUAUCAAGUGGGUGUGUCAAAGCUCUUUCUAAAGGAGAAUGUGUAUCAGUUAUUGGAGAGUAAACGUGAUCGUAUGAUGCAUGUAGCUGCAUUGACCCUUCAGCGUUACGUACGGAUGUAUUUUGUCCGGAAGAAUUUCCUCAAGUUCCGUUCGGACAUGUCAAAACUUCAGGCUCACUGCAAGGGCUUCCUGGCCAGGCGGUGGUUUCUGCGAAUGCGUAUAAACCUGAUCAAGCACCGUGCAAUGGUCCGACUUAUUGUCAAUCGCAAAAGAUACAUCAGGGUACCAGAGGAGGAGAGGAGAAGGAUUGAACAGGUAAAAGAACAGACUGUAUUGGUGUCAGACUAUGCUCUGAAUGGCUUCAAGGCAUUGUGCCAACACAAGCUCCUCCAAGCCAUGCAGAAAUCCUACCUAGUCCCUGAAGCAUCUCGAACAUACCCUCUAUCCCUGCUAGAGUGGACUGCCACCCGCAAAAAAGCACACAUGGUGCUCCAGGUGCACUGUUUUGACGGUGUGUCUUUCCUGUGUCCUGUCCAUUCCUGGACAAAUGGAGAGGAACUUGCUGGAGACGUUCUACAACACAGGGGCGUGUCCUCUGAGAGCCGAUGGGGUUGGUCGGUUCUGAUGAAGGAGCCGGCGCAGUGGGUGGAGUUAGAGGGUCACGAUUAUGUUCUGGAUCUGGUGUGUGACCUGGAGCUGCUGCCAGACUUCCCCAAACAGAAGACAUACUUCAUCAUCUCUACUGAAGACCCCAGCAAGGCACGACCUAACGCGAGCAUAAGUCUCUUUGGCAGUGGAUUUGAAGAGGAUGAGGAUGGACCGCUCUCAUAUGCCAACCGAACAAGCGCCGUUGCAACCAACAGCCUACCAAUUUCUGAAGGCCACUACAAUCUGGACUCAGAACCACCCUAUGAUGGCACUCAGAGAGGGAUGGACCGGUAUUUGGACAGCCUGUUUGACCCAGUUCUGUCUGAUGGAACUGGGGACCUUGAUGCAUCAGUUUUGUCUGGUAGGAUGAAGGGUGGAGGAGGUGUAGGUGGUGAUGAAGCACAACCUCCUGCUAGGGUCAAUGUCUCAGCUGCUCUUCAGCCUGGAGCAGUGAGAGUUCUACCACCCAUUCCAGGUGCUUCAGUAAUGCCCAGUAUGCCAGUAGUGCCCUCAGUGCCAGACCCGCAACAAACUGUCCUGGCCCAACAGCAACAAACCAUCAUCAACCAGCAAGCCGUCAUUAUGGCUCAGCAGAUGACCAUGCAGGCGAUGGCUAUGGUGACCAGUCCAGUGUCCAGUCCACCAAUGUCUCCCCUCACCAGCCCCCCAACCAGCCCUCCACCCACUCCCUACAGCACUCUGCCGCCUAGUCCGUACCCCGCCAUCCCUCCCAGCCCCUACGCUAACCUCCCCCCCAGCCCUUACGCCCCACCUCCCCUUUCCAUGUACACAAGCCCCCCGGCGACCAUCCACCCCACCAUCCUCUCCACCUCAAUCAACACCACCCCCAGCACCAUAGACGAGCAACAGAAGCCCCUGGAGAAGAAGAGCAGCCCCCCAAAACCACAGCCACGGAGUACCACCACCACAAAGGCUGUUUCAUCUAAUGGGACAUUAGGGAAGAAACAAGCCCCCGCUGCACCAAUUCAACUUGACAGCAGGCCUGCCAAAAAACAUGCUCCUGUUGCCAUCACGGGUCCCAUGCAUAAGGCUCCGGCUCCUGGCACAGAGGUGGUGAAAUAUUCGGUCUCCAACUCUGAGCACAUCGUUCCCAGCCACAACAUUAAAGAUAUCAUUAAGCAAUAUCAAACACCGCCCCCAGAACAUGUGCCGCAGACACAGAGGCGAGAAGGUAAAGCUUUUGUGAAGAAGAAUAACCCACAUGAUGAGGCAAUGCAGAUCCUAAAAACACAGAGGGACAAUCCACCUCCUCCACAGAGAAAGGCUCCCACUUCAGCUGCUGUGUCAAGAGAUCGAGGUCUCAAACCAACUAAAAGCAGCAAGAAGAAAGCACCAGAGCCACCACUGACUUUACCUCCACCGGUGUCCAGAGAUCUUCCAGUGGAAUCUGAGAGCAUCCAAACACAGCUGCACAGGAGCAGCACAGAGGAGCAUUACCCCUACACAAACGUUCCCUGGAAGAUAUACCUCAGGAAGGAGGUCUUCUAUCCUAAAGACACUUGGAAUCAUCCUCUAGUGCUGGACCUCAUAUUCAAACAGAUUGUUAAUGACACAUUUACAGAAGCCUGUGUGCGCAUUACUAAAGAGGAGAGGCAGAAGAUGAAAUCCUUGUUUGCACAAUAUGGCAUCGAGCCGAACACAGAUGUUCAAGAUGAAAGUGUGAAGAAAGCUGUGAUUACAGCUGCCAGGGAGUCAUGGGAGAUUUAUUUUUCUCGCCUUUUUCCUGCCUCUGGCAGUGUGGGUACUGGAGUGCAGGUGUUGGCAGUGUCUCACUCUGGUAUCAAACUUCUCAAGACAGUAAAAAGCAGCACUGCAGCACCAGACUACUUUCGAGUGCUCCGUCCGUACAGCUACGCAGACAUCCUGUUUGUGACCAUCCCCUCUCAAAACAUGCUGGAGUUUAAUCUGAUGAAUGAGAAAUUGAUUCUGUUCUCGGCCAAAGCACCUCAGAUCAAACAUAUGAUUGAUCUCUUCAUCUCUCAUCUUAAGAAGGAUUCUGAGUAUGUUGUAGCAGAGAGAAACUUCAUCACAGAGGACAGAGCUCUUCUCAGCUUCCAUAAAGGAGAUAUCAUUCGUCUGCAGGCCAUGGAUGGGUUAGAGGAGGGUCAGAGUUACGGCUGCGUGGUGAAGAAAAAGGUCAUUUACCUCGAGGAGCUGAAGAGAGGCACACCAGAUUUUGGCUGGAGGUACGGGGCAGUGCAGGGUCGGAGUGGAGCAUUCCCUAUGGAUUGUGUGGUUCCUGUAGCUGCUCCUGAUUUCCUGAGUCUCCCAGCAGAGAGAAGAGACGAGCCGAGAGACAGACAGGGCCGAGUGGCAGCAUCAGGAGCUAUCGCUCUCGCUGUGGCCUCCACUGCGGCUGCACAUGAGCUGGACCCAUCACUAGAGUCUGAUGGAUUCGGGGAUUUCGGGGACUCUGAAGCUGAGGGGAAUAUUCUUUUGGACAGCCAGUACAACAUGGUGGAGUUUGCCAGGAAACAUUUCAGAACGUCAGAUGGAAGCAAGAGUGAUUCGUUCAGAGAUAAGUCCAAAAAAGGUAAAGGAAAUAAAGACCCUGCAGAGAUGGUGAAAUUCAGCAAGAACCCUAUCCUAGAGUCACUCAUAGACUUCACUGACCCCAACAUGAACCGGGUUGCUUCUGAAAUUUUCCUAGCCAUAAUGAAGUUCAUGGGAGAUCAUCCUCUCAGGGGCCAAUCGGAGCAGUUUGUGAUUUGCACCUUCCUGAAGUUAACGGGGGAAUAUGGACUGAUGAAGGAUGAGGCGUACUGUCAAGUCCUCAAACAGAUUACAGCCAAUACCAGCUCUAAACCUGACAGCUGUCAGAAGGGCUGGCGGUUACUCUACAUUCUGACAGCAUUUUACCGCUGCUCUGAAGUCCUCAAACCGUUCUUACUCAAGUUCCUACGAGACGUCUGCAGAAGCCCAGAAGUGCUUUUUCAUGGAAUUGCUAAAGCUUGUGAGCAGAACCUGAGAAAGACCUUUCAGUUCGGUGGCAGGAGUGUUUACCCCAGUAGUAUGGAGCUCAAAGCCAUAAUGGCUGGUCGAAGCUCAAAGCGACAGCUGUUUCUAUUUCCUGGAGGAAUUGAGAGACAUUUGAAGAUCAAAACCUGCUCGGUUGCACUGGAUGUCAUAGAGGAGUUGUGUUAUGAGAUGGCGUUACAAAGGCUGGAGGCAAUGGAUGAGUACACAAUCUUCAUAGUGAUCAACAGAGGUCAGAAUGUGCGGCCCCUCAAUAAGAGAGAGUACAUAUUAGACAUCGCAACAGAGGCGGAGCAGAUUGAUCCCAACUACAGCUUCUGGUUCAGACGAGUCAUCUGGGCCCAUCCGCUCAAGUUCGACAACGAGCUCUGUGUCACCAUGCACUAUAACCAGGUUCUGCCAGACUACCUGAAGGGUCUGUUGAAUGUCGUACCUCAGGGAAAGAUCAGUGAACAGCAGUUUAACCAGUUUGCCAAACUUGCUGCUCUUCAACACAGAGCCAAAGACAGUCUCUACACGCCUACUAUUCAUGAGUUGACAGAAUACAUCCCAGUUGAGAUCUUUGGCAGACAGGGGCCUCAGCAGUGGAUGCAACUGGUUGCACAACAUGUACAUGCCGUCCAAAGCCUGAACCCUCACCAGACCAGAUCCCAGUUCCUGGGUUUGGUGUGUGCAUUUCCCAUGUUUGGAUCGUCCUUCUUUUACAUCCAAAGCAGCAGCAACAGCACCAUCUCUGCACCGUGCAUCCUCGCUGUCAAUCAGAACGGACUGCACUUCCUGCACAAAGACACUCAUGAGGUGCAGGUGAAGUUCCAGCUGAAGCUGAUUCAGUCGGCUCACACACAGCGGCCCAGCGCUGGAUCCAGUUACCCUUAUGUAGACGUCCUGAUAGGGGACUUAACCAACCACAGAGUCACACAGUUACAGCUGGAACAGGGUCUGGAGCUGUGUCGGGUUAUCGCCAUGCACAUUGAGAAUAUGCUCUCUGUCCGAGAGAAGAGGCUGACGCUGCCACCCAGUGAAAUCACCAUGCUGUAACAAAACCAUAUCCAGAUACACACAGUCUGUAUACGAACAAAUACUAUGCUUUCUGUAUGUUUAUUUUCUAUGAUCGGGUUUUUUUCAAUUCACUGAUUGUCUCAUCAUGACUAAACCAAACCUCUUAAUGCACUGUUUGCACUAAUCAUGUGUAUUUGUUCACAUGUUAUGUA
Sinocyclocheilus grahami is the source of this 6746-nucleotide messenger RNA. RefSeq names its product unconventional myosin-XV-like. Bases 1 to 6573 code for a protein of 2190 amino acids. Lineage: Eukaryota; Metazoa; Chordata; Actinopteri; Cypriniformes; Cyprinidae. Gene Ontology annotation, cellular component: myosin complex; cytoskeleton. The transcript is spliced from 59 exons. Gene Ontology annotation, molecular function: protein binding; cytoskeletal motor activity; ATP binding. The record is from RefSeq and is a predicted model, not a curated record.